CGGAGGGGCUGAGCAUCAGCGAGAGUAGCUGCUAGCAGCCGCGGCGGCGGGGCGUUGCAGUUGCGCCAUCUGUCAGGAGCCGAGCCGGCGGGAGGGGGCUGCGGGAGAGGAGGAGGGGUCGCCGGUUGUCUGAAGAGGCAGGAUGCUGAUCUAGACGUGGAAAAAGACCAGUCCUGCUGCUGUUGGAGAAGACAUGUGGUGCAUAUAAAGUCUGUGGUAGUUGGCAGAAAUUUUAGAGUUUAGAUAAUGGGCUGUGUGCAAUGUAAGGACAAAGAAGCAACAAAACUGACGGAGGAGCGGGAUGGAAGCCUGAACCAGAGCUCCGGGUACCGCUAUGGCACAGACCCCACCCCACAGCAUUACCCCAGCUUCGGCGUGACCUCCAUCCCCAACUACAACAACUUCCAUGCGGCGGGGGGCCAGGGGCUCACCGUCUUUGGAGGGGUGAACUCCUCGUCUCACACUGGGACCUUGCGUACAAGAGGAGGCACAGGAGUGACUCUCUUCGUGGCUCUUUAUGACUAUGAAGCACGAACAGAAGAUGACCUGAGCUUUCACAAAGGAGAAAAGUUUCAAAUACUGAACAGCUCGGAAGGAGACUGGUGGGAAGCCCGCUCCUUGACAACUGGAGAGACUGGUUAUAUUCCCAGCAAUUAUGUGGCACCAGUUGACUCUAUCCAAGCAGAAGAGUGGUACUUUGGAAAACUUGGCCGCAAAGAUGCAGAGCGACAGCUUCUGUCCUUUGGAAACCCAAGAGGUACCUUUCUUAUCCGUGAGAGCGAAACCACCAAAGGUGCCUAUUCACUUUCUAUCCGCGAUUGGGAUGAUAUGAAAGGAGACCAUGUCAAACAUUAUAAAAUUCGCAAACUUGACAAUGGUGGAUACUACAUCACCACCCGGGCCCAGUUUGAAACACUUCAGCAGCUUGUACAGCAUUACUCAGAGAAAGCUGAUGGUUUAUGUUUUAACUUAACUGUGAUUUCAUCGAGUUGUGCCCCACAAACCUCUGGAUUGGCUAAAGAUGCUUGGGAAGUUGCACGUGACUCGUUGUUUCUGGAGAAGAAGUUGGGGCAGGGGUGUUUCGCUGAAGUGUGGCUUGGUACCUGGAAUGGAAACACAAAAGUAGCCAUAAAGACUCUUAAACCAGGCACAAUGUCCCCUGAGUCGUUCCUUGAGGAAGCGCAGAUCAUGAAGAAGCUGAAGCACGACAAGCUGGUCCAGCUGUACGCGGUGGUGUCUGAAGAGCCCAUCUACAUCGUCACCGAGUACAUGAACAAAGGAAGUUUGCUUGAUUUCUUAAAAGACGGUGAAGGAAGAGCUCUGAAAUUACCAAAUCUUGUGGACAUGGCAGCACAGGUUGCUGCCGGAAUGGCGUACAUCGAGCGCAUGAAUUACAUCCACAGAGACCUGCGAUCAGCAAACAUUCUUGUGGGGAAUGGACUAAUUUGCAAGAUUGCUGACUUUGGAUUGGCCCGGUUAAUUGAAGACAAUGAGUACACAGCCAGACAAGGUGCAAAGUUCCCCAUUAAGUGGACGGCCCCCGAAGCAGCCCUGUAUGGGAGGUUCACAAUCAAGUCUGACGUGUGGUCUUUUGGAAUCUUACUCACAGAGCUGGUCACCAAAGGAAGAGUGCCAUACCCAGGUAUGAACAACCGAGAGGUGCUGGAGCAGGUGGAGCGCGGCUACCGGAUGCCCUGCCCACAGGACUGCCCCAUCUCCCUGCACGAGCUCAUGAUCCACUGCUGGAAAAAGGACCCCGAAGAGCGCCCCACUUUUGAGUACUUGCAGAGCUUUCUGGAAGACUACUUUACCGCCACGGAGCCCCAGUACCAGCCUGGGGAAAACCUGUGAGAGCCAGGUCUACAGAGGCCUUGUCCCAGAGGCUCCCCGCCCCUCCCCAUUAGCUUUCAAUUCUGUAGCCAGCUGCCCAGCAGCGAGAACCGUCCAGGAUCAGAUUGCAUGUGACUCUGAAGCUGAUGAACUUCCACGGCCCUCAUUAAUGACACUGUCCCCAAAUCCAACCUCCUCUGUGAAGCAUACGAGACAGAACCUUGUUAUUUCUCAGACUUUGGAAAAUGCAUUGUAUCGAUGUUAUGUCAAAGGCCAAACCUCUGUUCAGUGUAAAUAGUUACUCCAGUGCCAACGAUCCUAGUGCUUUCCUUUUUUAAAAAUGCAAAUCCUAUGUGAUUUUAACUCUGUCUUCACCUGAUUCAACUAAAAAAAGUAUUAUUUUCCAAAAGUGGCCUCUUUGUCUAAAACAAUAAAAUUUUUUUUCAUGUUUUAACAAAAACCAA
Molecule: messenger RNA, 2294 nt
Organism: Chinchilla lanigera (long-tailed chinchilla)
Lineage: Eukaryota; Metazoa; Chordata; Mammalia; Rodentia; Chinchillidae
Gene: Fyn
Product: FYN proto-oncogene, Src family tyrosine kinase
Biological process (GO): protein phosphorylation; cell surface receptor protein tyrosine kinase signaling pathway; cell differentiation
Cellular component (GO): extrinsic component of cytoplasmic side of plasma membrane
Molecular function (GO): non-membrane spanning protein tyrosine kinase activity; ATP binding; signaling receptor binding
Source: RefSeq, a predicted model, not a curated record